This is a messenger RNA of Oikopleura dioica, 1446 nucleotides long. Lineage: Eukaryota; Metazoa; Chordata; Appendicularia; Copelata; Oikopleuridae. The record is from the annotation of a GenBank genome assembly.
AUGAAGCUUUUUGCAGUCACAGCAUCGACGGUGCUCGCUGGGACUCCUUACCAGCUUCACCCAGAGGUCGCUGACUGGCAUAACGGAGAGUAUGGUGAUCUUCGUGUCCAGCCAUGGCAGGUGCCAAGCUUGGUAGCUCUUGGCUAUCUUGAAGAGAAGUUGAACAUCGACUACGAUGCUCCAAGCGUGAGUCCAACCGGAAGAGGCCUUGUUACCUGGGCUAAUCUCUGGCAAGGCCCCAAAACUGACCUCGGCUGUUGCACACACAUCAACGUGAAUUGGAGCGGUGCUGUUUGCACUCCUAAUGGUGUCCAUAAUGACAGAGACAAGUACCUUUGUCAGCCCGACAAUCGAGAGCUCAGAUGGGAACCAGGGAGCGGUUGGUAUUAUGCUGGUUCACCUGGCGCAUGGGGAUAUUUUGCUACCGGAAACCCCGAUCAUGAUGCUACAUGCAUAGGUGGACAUGGCGAAUUCUCGGCUGACUAUCCAUGGAAUGGAUACAAUUUGCUCCUUUCUUGCCAGCCAGGUGAUGGUCCAGCUACUCCUAUGCCUUGCGCAAGCCAUAACUGUCCCGAUGAUCGAUACUGCUCCAACGAUGCAGCUUCGGAAAUGGGCUACGAAUGCAUCUGUCGAGAUGCUAGUAACUGUGAAUCAACAACAACUGAGGAACCACCAACCGAGCCCCCAACUGAACCACCAACCGAGCCACCAACUGAACCUCCAUCGGUUUGCAGCUGUGAGCCAGCAUGUGAAUCUGGAUUCGUCUGUGACAAUGGAGAAUGUGUCGAUCACGAUGAGUGCCUCACUGGAGCGCAUCACUGUCAUGAAUUCGAGCAGUGUGUCAACACAAAUGGGAACUUCCGAUGUGAACCUGGAGAAGAUGUUUGCGAUGAUUCGUGGACACCACAGUGGAAGGGGCGCAAAACAGCCAAAUACAUUUACAAAAACGAGAAGUCGGCUCUUAUUUCUGCCAAAUUCCGCGUGAAGAACGCCCCAGUCAACCCUCGAACAGAUCUUUACCAAGGAUUCAUCGUUUGGACCAAGGAUGUCUGCGGUAACGAUUUCUUGAAGAAAAUGCGAUCUGGAGAGGUUGGAGUCGAGCUUGUCGAUACCGAGGAUGUUUACGAUUUGAACUACGUCUACUUCAAAAACGACGGAAAGUACUCGUUGGGAGGCUUUUCGUUUGAGUCUACUCAGGUUGUCACUAAGGAUACUCCCUGGGCUUUCAAAUCAGGUGUUCCAACCAAAAACAUGGGCUCUGACGAUGUUCAAAUCUUCCUCACCGGACUCGAUAAGGUUAACUUCCUCGACGCCUUCGGAAUGGACUGGUGCCUCCUCACCCUCGCGAACGCCCUUAUGCCAGCUGGAGACUACCCAGGACACAUGACCCAGUGUGUCUUCGAAAAUAAGAAAUUCUGGAAAACUCCUACAGAUCCAAAUGCAUAG